This is a messenger RNA of Dimorphilus gyrociliatus, 2458 nucleotides long. The record is from the annotation of a GenBank genome assembly. NCBI's taxonomy places the organism in Eukaryota, Metazoa, Annelida, Polychaeta, Dinophilidae.
AAUGGAUUAUAGUGACGAUGACAGUGGCGAUAAUGAUCCGUCUAAUAGAUUGUCGAGUUCCGUUCCUUCUAAGAGUGACAAAGUGUCUGGAAAAGAAUGGCUUAUGAUGGAGGAUCUUGCAGAAGGAGUAAAAUAUGACCGAACUCCUCUGAAGCACGAUGGAUAUUUGAUGAAAAGAAGAAAAUGGCCAAUGAAAGGGUGGCAUAAGAGAUAUUUUGUUCUGGAAAAUGGGAUACUUAUAUACGCCCGAACUCCUAAUGAUAUCGACAAGCAUAAAUUACACGGAGAGGCGGAUGUAGGUUUCUCAUGCAUCACGUAUAAACCUUCCAGCCGUAGAAUACAUAUUGACAACGGGAGUUUUAUAUUUCAUCUUAAGGAAAAGAAUCCAAAAUCUUUUGACUACUGGAUAAAGGCCUUAUUGGAACAUAGGCUUUUUAGGCAAAAUAUCCUUCAAAAAGAUGUGUCUAGGGAGCUUACACCAAUUACAUCUCCUCUUGCUUCAACAAGAAGUAGCUUAAAAAGAAAAGUUAGUAUGGUCGACAAAAGCCAAGUGGGAUACGCCUGGCUUGCUGAAGAUAGCGGAAUGGAGAUGUGUAAUGGAGAUCUAAAGAAUGCUAACAAUCAAAUCCACGAAUUAGGGCAAAUUUUGGAGCGACUUCAUCAGUCCAGCGAAACAGAAAAUUUCCUCGAGGAGAAUGGAAGUCUACACACCUCAUCAACUGGUUCUGCAUCGCUUUUAAGUAGUUCUAAUCCCAACCUAUCAGAGUUAGCUGCAAAUGGAAAGAAAAAUAGGCCUAUGUCAUUUCCGCAAACUCCAUCUCCUGCAGCUUUCGGUGAUCGAAAUAUUGAAGAGCUAAAAUUUAAAGAGGAUUUCCUAACUAUUGCCAAAGCUGUUCACGAUUCGCUCAAUUCUUUGUUCAAGAGGCUUGGUCAAGAAAAGGAAAAAUUAAAGGUUGCUCUAGAGAACGAUGAGAAUCUUACAAUGGAAUCAAACAAUCAAAUGAUAACAUCCCUGAAACAAGCUCUCAAUGAAAGUACUGCUUUAAAUGAAGAGCUAACUUUAAAAUUAUCAAGAAUACAAGCUGAAGCUAGUAUCGAUGCUGAUAAAUUCAAACCAAGAGUAUCUACCCUUGACAGACAAACAAAAAUUUUGACUGGUUCAAUGUCAUUGGAUUCAACAUCAUUGGCAGAGUUCUACGAUGCUCAAGAAUCUCUGAGAGAAUCAUCAGCAGAAUCAUCAGAUGAUACAGAAGAAGAAGGAACAGAGUCUGAUGAUGAAGAUGCCGCAACUAGAAUGGGCUUGGAUGUUGAUGAUGACUUACCUAAUCAUGGCACGGGAAGAAGAACUAAGUUACCUGUUAGGCAGACAUUUACUGGGGCUAAUAUAUGGGGCAUCUUAAGAAAUAAUAUGGGCAGAGAUCUGUCUAAGAUUUCUAUGCCAAUUACUUUAAACGAACCACUUGGAGCUCUACAAAGACUUUGUGAGGAACUUGAAUAUUCUGAUUUAUUGGAUAAAGCUGCUUCUACCGAAGAUCCAAUUGAGAGAAUGGUCUUAGUAGCUGCAUUUAGUAUAAGUUGUUAUGCUUAUACAUUUCAUAGACCAAAACAAAAGCCAUUUAAUCCAUUAUUAGGAGAGACUUAUGAAUGUGUUAGAGAGGACAUGGGCUGGAAAUUUAUUUCUGAACAGGUCAGCCACCAUCCACCUAUAUCAGCAGCUCAUUGCACCUCAAAGAAUUUUAUUUAUUGGCUAGAUGUUUGCGUUAAAAUGAAACUUUAUGGCCGCUCUUGCGAGGUAGAACCUACUGGCUUGAUAAAUCUAAUUAUACCAAAAUUUAAGGACCAUUAUAAAUGGAAUAAAGUUAAAACUUGUAUUCAUAAUAUCUUAAUGGGUGAAUGUUGGAUUGAACACGAAGGAGUUAUUCACAUUUCUUCAACAACUGGCGUUCAUGCUAAAAUUAAAUUCUUUAAAAAAGGUGGUCUCUGGCAAGACAAAAGGCACCAAGUUGUAGGCUCAAUUCAUAAUGAAAACGGUGAAGUUGUUCAAGAAAUAUUUGGAAAAUGGAAUGAAGGAAUUUAUUGUGGAAAAGCACCUUCUGCUCGUUGUAUAUGGCGUCCUGGAACUUUACCUGAGGAUUCGACUCAUUAUUUCAAUUUUUCAAGAUUUGCCAUUGAACUGAAUGAAAUUGAAAAAGUGCACGAUUCAAAUUAUGCGCCGACGGACACAAGAUUUAGACCAGACCAAAGAGCUCUGGAAGAAGGAAGAAUAUCAGAUGCUGAAAGUGAGAAAAUUAGAUUAGAACAAUUGCAACGAGAACGCAGGAAGCAAAGGGAAAUGGAUAAUAUCACGUAUAAACCGAAAUGGUUCCAAAAAAGUGAAGGGCAGGAUAGCUAUUCAUUUAAUGGAAAAUAUUGGGAGACGAGGAAGGAGUCAAACUUUGAAAAAGUACAAUUAUGGUAG